AUGAUUGCUAGGAGAGUCGCCCAAAGAGUUCCUGUGUUUGCAACAGCUUUGAGUAAGCGUACCAAAGUUACUUUACCAGAUUUAGAUUGGGAUUUUGGAGCUUUGGAGCCCCACAUCUCUGGCCAAAUUAAUGAGCUACAUUACACCAAGCAUCAUCAAACUUACGUGAAUGGGUUCAAUGCGGCCACAGAGCAGUUUGGUGAGUUGGAAUGCAAGAUCACCGGUGACCCUCAGCAAGACGCGCCCAUUACCACCAAGUUGGUUGCGUUGCAGCAAAACAUCAAGUUCCACGGUGGAGGGUACACCAACCAUUGCUUGUUCUGGAAGAACUUGGCCCCCAGCUCUCAAGGUGGUGGAGAAGCACCAUCCGGAGCCUUGGGCAAGCAAAUUGAAUCCCAAUUCGGGUCAUUAGACGGACUCAUCUCUCAGACCAACACCAAAUUGGCUGGUAUCCAGGGUUCCGGUUGGUGCUUUAUCGUCAAGAACUUGGACAACGGCGGUAAGAUCGAAGUGGUCCAAACUUACAACCAGGACACUGUGACCGGUGCGCUCAAGCCCUUGGUUGCCAUCGAUGCCUGGGAGCACGCAUACUACUUGCAAUACCAAAACCGCAAGGCCGACUACUUCAAGGCCAUCUGGAACGUGAUCAACUGGAAGGAAGCCGAACGUAGAUUCGAGAAGGCGUAG
Messenger RNA from Lachancea fermentati, 687 nucleotides. The record is from the annotation of a GenBank genome assembly. Lineage: Eukaryota; Fungi; Ascomycota; Saccharomycetes; Saccharomycetales; Saccharomycetaceae.